This is a messenger RNA of Guyanagaster necrorhizus, 1013 nucleotides long. RefSeq lists its product as uncharacterized. The coding region runs from base 384 to 830 and encodes 148 amino acids. NCBI's taxonomy places the organism in Eukaryota, Fungi, Basidiomycota, Agaricomycetes, Agaricales, Physalacriaceae. The record is from RefSeq and is a predicted model, not a curated record. The transcript has 2 exons.
CUCGAUACGACGAAAUCUACUGUAACACAGCUUCUGCACCUUGCUCCACAGCACUACUAUGCAUUUGCCUCCGUCGUCAGACAUCGAACAAGAAAGGCCUGUCAUUCAUAUCAGUGUGUUUUACUCGCUAAGCGCCUCUUCCUGUCGUUCACAUCGCUUCAGUUCGCGAUGCUCGAGGCCGUACAAAUGUUUCUGGUUCGACUAGUAAUGUUCAAGAGCCCACCGAUCCUACCCACGACUAUGCGAUAGGUCUCUGCCCAACGCCCAUCCUUGACCUUGCUCUUCUUUUGUCUUCGGCGCCUGAUGCAGACCCGCCUACCCAUUAUGAAUAUGUUGAACUCUGGUAUUCUAUCUUCACUCAUUUCUUCCCUGGGCACACAAUUAUGCCAGGUUGGGAGAUUCCCUUCUCUUCCGACUAUUACAACAAUGAAAGGCACUCUUCCGGCUACCAGAAUGUAUCCUUGGCCGUGUUCCCCCCUGCCCAGGUGCAGCCCCUUGUAUUGGUGCAGGUAUGGUCCCAAGCGGACUUUGACAACCCUCACCUGCGAGACGCUGCGGCCUUGGAAUCCUCCCAUUUAUUCGAUCAUCUUGCCCCGUACAGCGAGUACCCACAGAUCAUGGUGAUUGCUGCGAUGGGGAUGAGCUGGAGGGCUAUCAAGAGAAAUGCGCUCCUCUCAAGCGACGAGGCGGAGAACCCUUGGUUGAGCACGUCGCACCACAGGGCGGAAUCCACCUGUGAAUGGAUGCCCAACGUCGUUAGCCAAGUCAGCUGGGAGGUGCUAGAGAGAUUGGUUGCUUCCGUGAAGCGGUCAUCGUUGCAGGCUCUUUGAAAAGGGGGGGAGAUUGCGAAAAGCCGUGAGGGGGGGGCACUGUAUUUGUAUCGUUCAUUUUGCAUUUUUGUCCGUUAUCUUUCGGAAGCCGGACCGGUCACCAUCGCGAUAGCAUUGCCGGUCGUGUUAGCAUGUGAUUUACAUCAGUUAUCGGUUUUUGUAAUGCGAAGCAGUCAUUCAUCC